AUGAAGCAGGGAUGCAUCCUGGCGCACUUUCAAUCGCGCGUAUCCACAACCACAGUUCACGAACUUCUCUUCACCGAUGACUGCGGCCUCAACACCACCUCGGAAGAGGACAUGCAAAGUAGCAUGGCCCUCUUCUCCGCCGCCUGCGAGAACUUCGGUCUGAUCAUCAACAUGGAGAAGACGGUGGUCAUGCAUCAACCGCCACCAAACGCAACCCUUCCCCACAAUGCGCCACAAAUUAGCAUGAACAGAACCCGACUGCAAGUGGUGGACAACUUCCCGUACCUGGGCAGUACCCCCCACCACAGCACGAAAAUCGAUGCAGAAAUUGCCCGCAGGAUCUCAAAGGCCAGUCAGGCCUUCGGCCGCCUUCAAAGCAAAGUUUGA
Messenger RNA from Spirometra erinaceieuropaei, 387 nucleotides. Lineage: Eukaryota; Metazoa; Platyhelminthes; Cestoda; Diphyllobothriidea; Diphyllobothriidae. The record is from the annotation of a GenBank genome assembly.